UUUAAAUGGACAUAUAUGCAAGAAAAUGGCCAAAUCACCCAUACACGGCUGAAAUACCUUCACACACAGACAUGGCGGCUGCCAAGCCCACCCUGGGCCGGGUCCUCCCGGGGUCGUCCAUCCUCUUCCUGUGUGACAUGCAGGAGAAGUUCCGCCACGUCGCCUACUUCCCCCAGAUCGUCUCUGUGGCCGCCCGCAUGCUCAAGGCUCAGGCCUUUGUCCCCCCUCCCGGCACAGGUGGCCCGACUGCUGGAGGUGCCAACGGUGCUGACAGAGCAGUACCCGCAGGGCCUGGGCCCCACGGUGCCCGAGCUGGGGGCCGCGGGCCUGCAGCCGCUGGCCAAGACCUGCUUCAGCAUGGUGCCCGUGGCGCAGCAGGAGCUGGCCGCGCGGCCGCAGCUGCGCUCUGUGCUGCUCUGCGGCAUCGAGACUCAGGCCUGCAUCCUGAACACAGCCCUGGACCUCCUGGAUCGGGGGCUGCAGGUCCACGUGGUGGUGGACGCCUGCUCCUCCCGCAGCCAGGUGGACCGCCUGGUGGCACUUGCCCGGAUGCGACAGAGCGGCGCCUUCCUCUCCACCAGCGAAGGACUCAUCCUGCAGCUUGUGGGUGACGCUGCGCACCCCCAGUUCAAGGAGAUCCAGAAGAUCAUCAAGGAGCCCGCCCCGGACAGCGGGCUGCUCGGCCUCUUCCAAGGCCAGAACCCCCUCCUCCGCUGAACUCCCACUCCGCCCGGAGGGGAGACCUCCCUCCUCCUGUCACCCGGCCUCGGUGGGAGCGCUUUCCCCCAUUCUUGGAUCCCAAGAGUGGUGCAGUCCACCGGGAGUGCCGCCCCUCGGGAGGGGAGGCGGGUGCUGCCUUGCUAUUGGGCGGCGGCCCCAAAAAUGCAAAUGAACCCCUGGGAGCCGAUGGCCGUUGGCUGAGCUGAGCUGGGGGCGGGGCUCGGCCCCGGGCCACUUCAAGGGUUGGGAAGGGGAGGGGGAGGAGUCACGGGCUGUGUGGGACCUGGGCUCGCAGAAUAAACACCGAUGUGGCUGUGGA
Messenger RNA from Eptesicus fuscus (big brown bat), 1039 nucleotides. It is a transcript of the gene ISOC2, whose product is annotated as isochorismatase domain containing 2. Gene Ontology annotation, cellular component: cytoplasm. The record is from RefSeq and is a predicted model, not a curated record. Bases 16 to 717 code for a protein of 233 amino acids. Lineage: Eukaryota; Metazoa; Chordata; Mammalia; Chiroptera; Vespertilionidae. The transcript is spliced from 6 exons.